Molecule: messenger RNA, 2452 nt
Organism: Cottoperca gobio
Lineage: Eukaryota; Metazoa; Chordata; Actinopteri; Perciformes; Bovichtidae
Gene: slc16a3b
Product: solute carrier family 16 member 3b
Exons: 7
Coding region: 187-1614 (475 amino acids)
Biological process (GO): transmembrane transport; monocarboxylic acid transport
Cellular component (GO): basolateral plasma membrane
Molecular function (GO): lactate:proton symporter activity
Source: RefSeq, a predicted model, not a curated record
AGCGACGGAAGCGCGCUCGUGCGUUAAUGUAGAAGCGCUUCUGAAGGAGGGAGACAGUGUCUCAGCAGUUCGAUCCCCAGCAGUUCGAUCCCCAGCCCCUGCGGUGUACAUGUCGAAGUGUCCUUGGGCAAAAUACUGAACCGCAAAUUGCUGCCACUGACCUCAACAUAGCAGUCGGAGAGCAUCAUGGGAGGAGCAGUGGUGGACAAUGGACCUCCUGGGGUGAAGGCACCAGAUGGCGGCUGGGGAUGGGCAGUAUUGUCUGGCUGCUUCGUCAUCACUGGCUUCUCAUAUGCUUUCCCCAAGGCUGUCAGUGUCUUCUUCAAGGAGCUGAUCCGAGAGUUUGACGUCGGAUACACUGACACUGCCUUAAUCUCAUCAAUACUGCUCGCCAUGCUGUAUGGCACAGGCCCUCUGUGCAGUGUGCUGGUGAACAGGUUUGGCUGUCGACCGGUGAUGAUGGUUGGCGGAGUCUUUGCCUCGCUGGGGAUGAUUCUUGCCUCCUUUGCCACCAGUAUCAUACACAUCUACCUCUGCACUGGAGUUAUCACAGGUCUGGGUCUGGCGCUGAACUUCCAGCCGUCUCUAAUAAUGCUGAAUCUCUACUUCAGUGAGAAACGUCCUCUAGCCAAUGGCUUGGCAGCAGCGGGCAGUCCUGUGGCACUGUGCUGUCUCUCCCCACUGGGACAGAUCCUUCAGUUCCAGUAUGGGUGGAGGGGGGGGUUCCUCAUACUGGGAGGCAUACUACUCAACUGCUGUGCCUGUGGUGCCCUCAUGAGGCCCCUGCUGCCUACUCAGAAGCCCCUGCAGCUGGAGGAAAGCAUUCCCAUAGCUACAGAGGAGAAGAAACCCCAGCCAAAGAAGAAACUGUUGGAUUUCAGCGUGUUCAAGGACAGCGGUUUUGUCAUCUAUACCCUUGCAGCGUCUAUUAUGGUGCUGGGCUUGUUUGUGCCUCCUGUGUUUGUGGUCAGCUAUUCUAAAACCCUUGGCUAUGAAGACACUAAGUCUGCAUUGCUGCUCACCAUCUUGGGAUUUGUCGAUAUGUUUGCUCGGCCUGUGUGUGGACUCAUAGCUGGCAUGAAGUGGGUACGGCCCAGAAGUGUCUACCUGUUAAGCUUUGCUAUGAUCUUCAACGGUUGCACCGACCUCAUAGGAUCACAGGCGAAAGACUAUGCAGGUCUGGUGGUCUUCUGCAUCUUCUUUGGUAUGUCGUACGGUAUGGUGGGAGCGCUGCAGUUCGAGGUCCUCAUGGCGAUCAUAGGGACAGAGAAGUUCUCCAGCGCCAUAGGCCUGGUGCUGCUGAUCGAAGCUAUUGCUGUACUAGUGGGACCUCCUGGAGCAGGUCGCCUCUUGGAUGCCACCCAGGAGUACAUGUACGUCUUCCUGUUGGCGGGCUGUGAGGUCACACUGUCAGCCUUUGUCAUAGCCCUAGGUAACUUCCUUUGCAUUGAGAGGAAAAAGAAAGAUCCAGAGGCUAAGAUGGAGAUGGCUGUGACUGCUGCAGAGAAGGAGGAGCUGAACGGUGCGGUGGAACAUGAGGAAGAUCAUGGUGGCGUAGAGGAGCCAAAGGGAAAAGAGAUUGGAAACGUCUUUGAAAGCAGGGGGGGGAGGUGAUAAUGGUGAAGAAGAUGGGGGAGAAGGGAAUUAUUGUUGUGAAGAAUAAGACAAGUGAUGAGAAAAGAGCAACUGUGCACCAAGAGGACAUAAAAAGUACUGAUGGGGAUCGGUGGCAAAGAGAUGGAGCAAGGAGCCACACAGAGAGGGAGGGGUAUGAACAAAGUAGGGUAACAAAAGAGAGCUGAUAUUGCCCUUGAAAUGAAAAUCACAGUUUGAUAUAAUGGAUACAAGACAGACACUGUUGAUUAUCAAUAAGUGGUUUUGCCUGAAUUUGUUCUAAUGCAGCAUUUGGAUGAGAUUCACAAUGUGUAUUAGUGUUAAAUGAAGAGUCCUAGACUGAAAUAUAGCAAUUCCUUUGGGCAUGAAAAUGUCUCACUUUACUGGCAACAAAUAGCAGCUUUUCUGGGUAAGAUAACUUCUCUGUACUAUGGUCAACUCACAUUGCAUUUUAGAAAAAAGAAAUUCCAGUUGUGUACCUUCCUCAACAAUGACAGAUCCUGUUUUCUCCUUUCAGGACUCAAACUGUUCUCCUAUCCGAAUUUCCUAAUGAUUUCAAAUAAGUUGACUAAAAAGAUGCCACUCAAUGGCCACUUACUGUUUUUUCUCAAGCUUUCAAACACAUAUCACAGCCUUUGCCACCAGAUGGGGUUUGUACCCCCACAGUACCAAGGGAGUGUCCUGUCUUCAUUGUGCACCAGCACAGAUAUUGAAGUUUAAGAGCAGGCUAAAGACUUUCCUUUUUGAUAAAGCUUAUAGUUAGGGCUGGCUCAGGUUUGCCUUGGAUCAGCCCCUAGUUAUGCUGCUAUAGGCUUAGACUGCCAGGGGGACACCUCCC